Amoebophrya sp. A25 is the source of this 2183-nucleotide messenger RNA. The record is from the annotation of a GenBank genome assembly. Lineage: Eukaryota; Dinophyceae; Syndiniales; Amoebophryaceae.
AUGAAGAAGAACAAGAAGCUGGUCUGGCGUGUAAAGCAAUCGCCUGCUGUAUCUGCUUCUGCAGGUUCGAAUGGUGGUGAUUCAACUGAAAAUGUGAAACCCGCCAUUGCGCCAGCACAAGGAAAUCAAGCAGAGAAAGAAAAAGCGCAGAUAAUGAAAAAAGAAAGAUUAGUAAAGCAUGACAAGAAGCCCGCUUAUUCUUUGUGGGAUACAGAUCCCGCAGAAGCCCAUAAGGUGCAGGAGGAACUGUUAGGAAAAAACAUCACAGAUCGAUCAAUAUUUGCGGCAAUUUUUCCGGAGGGACGUCUGAGAUUGGUACUGGAUGAGGAUCAUGUUGGGUCGGCGGAUAAGAACGUCGUUGACACUGUAGGCGGAGUACUGAGUUUACCAGGAAUGUUGGACGUCGACUUCUACUCAGACUCCGGCGCGUGCUCAAACGACGCAGAGGAAGAGGUCAAAAAGAACGUCGCGGCGCGGAUAGUAACCGUGUCUGGACUUAACGGGGACACAUUGGCGAAGCUUCCUUUUAUCGACGAUCGCGGUCAUUAUGUCACCCUGCGCCAACUGAAGCAGAGGCUCGAGAAACUCUGUGGAAUUCCUUGGAGGGCCCAGCGCCUUUUUUUGGACGACAGGGAGCUCGAAGACGUGGAUAGUGCGAGCGAUAUAACUACUGCAACAAGCCGGGUAGUUUCUGACUUGAUCAACACCAUCAUCGCGCCGCGAACCGCGGAGGGAGAUAUUUACUGUACCGAUUCGGAGCUCGAGGGAGGUGGUGGUAAAUGGAUGUGGAUCAAGAGAGAUGAUAGUGCUACUUCUAGACCUCAUUCUGGUAGGAAUGCGCUGCCGAGAACGAAGGCCGCUUCGGCAUCAUUUGCAGGUGCAACGGAUAUAAUUAAUAGUUCGGAAGAUACGCACGUCGAAGCGGUCUCUACGCUAGAGCUAGACAGGUUAGAGCAACUUCUUGAUGAAGACGAUGGUAGCUUGAAGGUACAUGUGUUACGGCGUGAGUUGUCAAUUUGGGAACAGGAACUCCAGAUCAUUCGAGAAAUUUGGCAUGUUGAUCUACACUGGGAGCGUGAUCUGGCUCGCCGGCUGUUGUCCUUUGGGGAAGUGUUCAACGUAGAUCGUGGGACACUGCACUCGGCCUAUAAAUCUCCCUCAACACGGUUCUGGGCGGCUGCUGCAACUUCUGGCGUCUUUUCUUCUCCGAACGGUAGAGGUAUAAGCGAGAUAUCUUGGUGGAAAAGCUCCUAUCCCCCCAUAGACCUGUUCUACGAGGUGAUCGCUUCGCGGGAUCUCUGCGCUUCGCAUCUGCGCGAGUUUAGGGUUCUCGACUGCCCGUCCCUUACCGAGGAGCACGCCGCAAGAUUAGUCGGGGUCCUAGCCAAAUUUAUGAGUGACCAUGAAAUCAACGACAAUAUUGUUUGCAUCUUGUUUGUUCCAGUGAAGGUGGAGCAUCGCCUCUGAUGUGUGAUGGGUAGUUGGAUAAGGAAUUCGCCAAGAUGUUCUUCAGAACGAUGUUGCAUGCUUUGAUCCACCCCUAAUUUGUGUUGCCCGAACCUGCAGGUAGUCUCCUUUGAUGUUAAGGAUUUCUGCAGCCCGCAAAAUGGCACGGAAGAGGAAAGGAGAUUGUGGUGGGGAAAGCGGCGGGAAGAAGAUGAAGACGGGAAAACGAGCCGAGAGGCGGAAGCGAUCCAGUGUAAUGAUCGCGUAGCUUUGUAUCGCCUAAAAGCCGACGCCGCCGCUGCCGAUUACGUCGCUAGUCUAGUUCAUCCACGAACUCUUGAGAAAUGACCUGUAGUCGUGGGUAGAUGUAGAUGAAACUAUGUUUCUCUAUGACUAUAAUGAGGUUAGUCCGGCUCCACCUCUUCCUCUGCCGCCUCGUUCUCAUCCCUCUUGUUCGCAAUAGUAUUGUCCCCCCUGCGCAACGCGGCGCUGUUUCCUUGAUCUCGAGGUCCAUGUCGUCAACAGUGUAGGGUAGGAAGUUCUAAUCUGAAAGGCGAAGAGCGUUACUGCCAGCGGACGUGAUGGCAGUCCUGGAGCAGUGCCCGCCUCCGCGGAUCGAGGACGCAGUGGACGAGCUUCGCACGGCCUGCCCAAAUCUCCGCGACGUUGACAUUCUCUUUGAUACUUCGUUAUCCUCUGUCCGGCUGACGCUGACUGGGAAAGAAAGCUUGACAUAG